Molecule: messenger RNA, 4120 nt
Organism: Leptopilina boulardi
Lineage: Eukaryota; Metazoa; Arthropoda; Insecta; Hymenoptera; Figitidae
Product: RNA exonuclease 1 homolog
Exons: 9
Coding region: 270-3911 (1213 amino acids)
Cellular component (GO): nucleus
Molecular function (GO): nucleic acid binding; metal ion binding; exonuclease activity
Source: RefSeq, a predicted model, not a curated record
ACCAACCCAAAAUGGCGAUGGACACAGUCGCAAAGUAUCUGUAACCUCAAAAAACUGUCUAUCCAAAAGUGCGUUUAUAGUGAAAAGUUGAUGUUUCAAAAUAAUAUUUAUUAAUUAAAGUUAUAUUUAUAGGCAUAUAAUUAAUAAAUGGGCAUAAUACAUUGACGUUGUUUAAAACAAACUAAUAAAUUAAGACUUUUCACCUUGUAAAUUUUGUAAAUUUAUUUAGUGUAAUAUGAAGUAUAUAAAGAAAUUGCGAUGAAAUAGUAAUGCUUCCUUCCACCGGUUAUUUCAAAACAAUUAAUUGUCCUUUUUACGAGAGUGGUUCAUGUGAUAGACCUUACUGCCACUUUAAACAUGCUCGAAAAGCAAACCCCUCCUCUGCAGAUGAUACAACCAACAUUUUGGGUAUAUCAACGGCGGAAACGACGGAAACUGUGACAAAGAUUAAUGAGGGAGUGGGUACAAGUUUGGUCGCAACUCCUGAUUCAGACGCGUUACAAAAACUAGUAACCGAAACAGUGAAAAAGAUUCUUGCCACUCAAGAGGUUUCUGAUACGGAUAAAAUUUCAGAAAAUAUUGUAACAAAAGUUGUCGAAGAAUUGAAACCAACACUUGCUUGCGGAUCUUUAGUUUCGUCUCCAGCAGUUCCUGAACCUUCUCAAUCAAAUGAAUUGGGCAAGCAUACUGGUGUUCCUUCUUCCAUUUCAAAGUGCGUAUAUAAUCCAACUCCAAUUGCCGAAUUAAAAAAACGUCAUAUUCCUAUUGCUUCGUACAUACCGACAAGAGAAAGCAAAGUGUCAGCUAAAAGAAAAAUUUCUCCAGAUAGAAGCAAAAGUUUACUCUCUUUUAUUCACGCGUCUGGCAACAAUUAUUCAAGUAACGAGAUUUACAAACCAACAUCGAUAGGUAUUGCUGAUACUACUUCAAUUCCAAGUUAUGUUCCAACAGCGAGGUCCGAUUCUUCACCAGCAAAUUCUUAUGACGAUAGCAAUUCUAGUGAAUAUUUUCCCAGAAAGUCAAAAGAACAAUACUUUCCAAAGGUGAAAAAGAGAAGAGAAGAAUAUGUUCCUCGGAGAAUAAAACAUCCUCUAAAAACAGUACAGCAAUUAGAGGAGAGUAUAGAGGAGGAUACUGUUUUAGAAUUUGCAAGGAAGUUUGAAACAAUUGAUAAACUUCUUUUAGAAGAUGAGACAGAUGUCGAACCCAUUAAUGAAGAAUCUCAUGAAUAUGAGAGUAUAGAUCCUAAAUUUUCUGAUGACGAAUCUGAGGAUGAAAAUUUAAUUGCAUCAACUGAUGAAGUAAAAGAAUUAGAAGAUGUAUCAAAAGUAAAAAAUGUCGAAGAGAAAGAAAAUACAGACAUUGAACAAAUUGAGAAAAAGGAAGAAAAUACAGACUCAAAGAGUCAUAAAAUUAGUAGUAGUAGCAGCAGUUCAAAAUCCACUCGAGAACAUAGUAAUAGUUCCAAGUCUCAAUCUAAAGAUCAAUCUAAGAGAGAGAAAAGCAGGUCUGAAAAAUCUCAAAUUUCAAAACACGAUGAAAGGAAAAAAAGCGAGGGAAAAAGUGAAAGUAAAAAUUCAAAGAAUGAAACAAGUAAGGAUAAACACAGUAGUUCUAAAAAUAAGGAACAUUCUUCUUCAUCUAGUAGAAGUAAAGAUAAAAAUAAAGAAAAAGAUGCACAUAAAGAAAGAGAAAAGGAUAGAAGUAGUGACAGGAGUAAAAGUUCAAAAGAUAGUAAAAGUAAGGACAGCAAAGAAUCUAAGGAUCUAAAAAGUAAGAACAAAAAAGAUUAUAAAUCUGAAAAAGAAAGAGAGGGUUCGAGGGACAGUAAACAAGACAAGCACAAGUCAGAAAAACAUAAAUCCAGAUCUAAAUCAAGUUCAUCAAGUUCAUCAAGAAAAGAUAAGCACAAGUCUCACAAAUGUGAUGAUAAACAUCACUCCAGUUAUAAAUCCAGUAGUUCAAAUCAUAAGCACAAUAGCUCCAGUAAAAAAACAAUAAAAUCAAAGAGAGAUAAAUCUGAGGAUCGAGAUUUUGGAUCUGAACUCGAAGGAAUGCAUUUUAAUUUUGAGGAUGAAGAACCAAUGGAGAUUUCUGAUUCCGAUCACGAUGUUGAAGAAGAGUGCUUUAAAAUCUUUCAGGAAUACGAAGUAUCGGAUCAGAAAGAUGUUACCAAGAAGCAAUCUUAUAAACGACAUAUCAAGGAAGUUGAUGAUGCAGAAGAAGUUGUAGUUAAAAAGAGAAUUGCUUAUCCUUCAGCAACUUCGAUGUCGAGUCAACUACCCGAACGUAAAGAACCUAAGAAAGUAAUAAACCCUCACCAAAAAUUGUAUGAACGAUGGAAAUUAUUGAAAGCAGCAGCAGCAAAUUCUUCGGAUAAAAAUGAUGAAUAUGUUCCUGAACAAAUAAAACCCACGAGUAGUAAAUAUAUCAGUGAAAGUUCAUCUCAGUCAGUUUCAUCUAAAAAUGAAACACAGCUCAAUGGAAAUGGUCGAAUAAGAAUUGCUCACGUUCCAUAUGCCAUGUCCUUGGCUUUAGAAAAGAAAAAAGUUUUAGAAAAUGCAUCAAGCGCAAUGACAAAAACAGUAGCACAGACAACAAAAACUGGUUCACGAGUAGCUCAUAUUCCCGUGGCGAUACCGCAAUUAAUUCGACCAGAGCCAAUGCAAGUAUCAACACAAAAAUUUCCGGCUAAUGUCCGUCAACAUUAUGUGAAUAUUAUGCACGAUAUUUGUGUGCAAAUUUACACAAAUGGCGAAGAUGCAGUGAAUCGAGCGACGCGGGAAGAAUAUGCCUGUCAUGAGCGUUGUAAAGCUUUACCUGUUUAUAAGAAUUCUUGUAUGCUUGCUGCUCAUAGAUUGAGAAAGGAAGUAGAUCAGGGUACAGAUGCUUCCUCAAUGUCAUCUGCAAGUGGAAUAGUUUCACACGAAGCUGUUCUAGCUGGUAAGUCAAAAGGUUCUUGGAGUGUUAUUAAAAGUAAAAAAUCAGUGACUGAUUUGCAUGGAGCGAAUCUUUAUUAUAUGCUCUCAAAAUGGAUUAUGACUGAACAACAAUUAAAAGAUAAUGGAUUUCCAAGACCACAUCCAGAUGGACCUAGGGGUCGAGCAAAAGUUUAUGUAAUUAAUACUAGGAAUCAUUCAAUUAUAUCGAAAGUGCCUAACGAAAGAUUUUGUAGCCGUUGCAAUCAGCCCUAUAUUAUUGAUCGAUUUGGAAUUCCAGUUAAAAAGGAAAAUUGCAUUUAUCAUUAUGGUCGUAAAUUUACUUAUCGAGGUGAAGGAAAAUAUAGUUGUUGUCAGCAAGAUAGUUCGGCGAGUGGUUGUUGCGAUGCAAAAUCACAUGUAUGGGAUUAUGUAGACGUAGAAAAUCUUCGUGGUUACGUUACUACAUUACCUAAAGAAACAGAUCUUCUUCCGGAAGAACAAGGGGUAUAUGCUCUUGAUUGUGAAAUGUGUUAUACAACGCAAGGUUUGGAAUUAACUAGAAUAACAGUCAUUAAUGAAGAUUGUCAUGUUGUUUAUGAAACUUUAGUCAAGCCUGAACAUCCUAUUCUCGAUUAUAAUACAAGAUUCUCAGGGAUAACUGAAGAAAAUAUGAAAGAUGUUUCAACGACUCUACUCGAUGUUCAAGCAACGCUUCUCACAAUGUUUUCCGAUAAAACUAUUUUAGUGGGUCAUAGUUUGGAAAGUGAUUUCAAAGCGUUAAAACUCAUACACGAUACGGUAGUGGAUACUAGUAUUAUGUUUCCUCAUCGAAAUGGUUAUCCACAAAAGAGGGCACUUAAAAAUCUUUGUUCUGAAUAUCUACGCAAAAUAAUACAAAAUGAUGUUGGUGGACAUGAUAGCAACGAAGAUGCGAUGGCUUGUAUGGAAUUAGUUUUGUGGAAAGUUAAAGAAGAGGCAAAAUUAAUAUAACUUUUUUCUUUUAGUUAAAUUAUAUAAUUUACAUCUUGUUGAGUGCACCAAAAACAAAAAGUGAAGAUUAUGAUUAUAUCAGAAUUGUUUAGUGAUUUUUUUUUUAUUCUCAGUUAAAUAGUAUUACACUAUUCUACUGCCAAAUGUAUUAUAGUUUUCAUGUAUAAAUAUGUAAUAUAAGUAAUUCAAAUUCGUACAUUCUUUAAUAA